Messenger RNA from Blepharisma stoltei, 461 nucleotides. Lineage: Eukaryota; Ciliophora; Heterotrichea; Heterotrichida; Blepharismidae. The record is from the annotation of a GenBank genome assembly.
AUGAGAAAUGGCGAUUUUAUUACAGUCUCAACAUAUAUAGACACUUUAACAGUAAUUGGGAUAAAAGAUGAGUAUACAUAUAAAAGGCUUGAAGUUGGGAUUCCUAUUUGAAGAUUAUCUUUAAGUACUUGGGUUAGCGAAAUUGGGCAAGCAGUCAAGGCAGAAAUCAUGACUAUUCAUAAACUAGUGCUCCAGAUGUGUUUGCCUGCUCUUUUUAUGAUGGUACUUAUCUUUUAGCCCACGCUUUAGAUUAUAUGAUAAAUAGAGGUCAAGAUUAUACAGAUCCUAUCAAGCAUCAUACCAUUAUAGGGAUAUUGCUAUAUGCUGGCGACAUUGCCUUAACAGCUCGCACAAAUCAGGACCUUAAGCGAAUGCUAGAAUAUGCUAGAGAUUCUCGCUGGCAAUCAGCCAAACUUGUCAGAAACAAUGCAAAUGCUUGAAUCCUGGGAGACAGACUUUAG